CCCGUCCGAUGCUGCACAUCCCGGGGAUCCCACCCUCUGGAGGGACGUAAGGACCAGCCGCCCUGAAGAGCUUACUCAGAAGUAUGUCAGAAAAGGAAGCCCCCUCUCACUACUCCAUACACAGAGCCUGGCUUCUUUAACAACAUCAUUUUCUCUGGCCAUGGAAUUCCCAUCAGAAGACAUUUUUUUAAUGACAGCUUCUCCAGUUAUAAAAGCUGUAACGAAUUUCAAACAGGUCUCCAAAACACUUGAGGAAUUUGAUGUAGAAGAGCAACCAAGUUCUCUAUUAGAAAAACGAUAUCCCAAUAUUAAAGUUAUACAGUCUGGAGUAAAACAAUUGAAAAGUGAUGAACAUAAAAUUUUCACUGAAGAUGGGAAGGAAUACAUGUAUGAAAAACUUUGCCUGUGUGCUGGAGCAAAACCAAAAUUAAUUUUUGAAGGAAACCCGUAUGUAUUAGGAAUCCGGGAUACUGACAGUGCACGGGCUUUUCAGAAGAAUUUGGCUCAAGCUGAGAGAAUAGUAGUGGUAGGAAAUGGUGGGAUUGCACUUGAAUUAGUGUAUGAAAUUCAAGGCUGUGAAGUAAUCUGGGCUAUCAAAGACAAAGCCAUUGGGAACACUUUUUUUGAUGCAGGAGCAGCUGAAUUUCUCAUUCCAAAGCUAACUGCUGACAAACGAGAGACUCCAAUUGAAUGUAAAAGAACCAAGUAUACAAUGGAAGGAAGUGAGGAAAAAGAAAGACCUAUAGCAGCAUCUGACAAACUGGGCAGUGCCUUAGGCCCCGAUUGGCAUGAGGGCUUACAUCUUAAAGGGACUAAAGAGUUUUCUCAUAAAGUACAUAUUGAAAUACUAUGUGAAGUAAAGAAAAUAUACUUACAGCAAGAAUUUAUACAACUGCAACGGACUUCUUUGACAUUUCCUAAGGAAGAGAAAAAUGUAGAACGAGAUGAGGUGCUAUGGCCUGUAUAUGUGGAAUUAACUAAUGGAAAAAUUUAUGGAUGCAAUUUCAUUGUCAGUGCAACUGGAGUUGUGCCAAAUGUUAAACCAUUUCUUGAUGGCAAUAAUUUUGCUGUAGGUGAAGAUGGAGGUCUUAAAGUAGAUAAACACAUGCACACAUCCCUGCCAGAUAUAUACGCAGCUGGAGAUAUCUGCACGGUGUCGUGGGAACCUAGUCCAGUGUGGCAUCAGAUGAGACUGUGGACUCAGGCUAGGCAGAUGGGAUGGUAUGCAGCAAAAUGCAUGGCAGCAGAUACUUUAGGGGAAUCUAUUGAUAUGGAUUUCAGCUUUGAACUAUUUGCUCAUGUUACAAAAUUUUUCAAUUACAAGGUGGUGGUUUUGGGAAAAUACAAUGCUCAAGGCUUGGGUUUAGACCAUGAACUGAUGCUGAGAUGUACCAAGGGACAAGAGUAUGUUAAAGUAGUGAUGCAGAAUGGCCGAAUGAUGGGAGCUGUGCUGAUUGGUGAAACGGACUUGGAAGAAACCUUUGAAAACUUAAUUUUAAAUCAGAUGGAUCUUUCAGCCUAUGGUGAAGAUCUCCUGAAUCCAGAUAUUGAUAUAGAAGAUUAUUUUGAUUGAACAAAACCCCGUUUCCAUUUUGUAUGAAGUUUUGACACCGAGUAAUAUGUCUUAUAAAACUGUUUCCUCAGGAUUACCAGAAAUGAGGGAUAAAUGCAGUUCCUUAUUAAGACUUUGUGUUGAUCUUCUCAAAAUACUGACAAUAAAUUAAUCUGUGUAGAAAUGCAGCUACAAAAGCGAGUGGAUUAGUGUUGGCAAAGAGUUUUCGUCUAGAUUAGAUGAGCAUAUGAGAACACAGCCAUAACAGUCCUAAAAAGUGGGCUUCACUGUGCUAUUAAGAUAGCACCGCAUUCACUUGAAUGCGAGGUGGCCUUCACUUUUUAAAAGUAAAUAAAAUGUGUUAAAUCCCGUGCCUGCCUCAUAGCUCCCUUCUUCCCCAAACCAUGCAUAAUUCACCUGCCAUGGUUACCAGAGCCCAGUUUCCCUCAAUCAAGUUCCUUCUUUUUUAGUUGCUAGGCGUAAUUUAGCGCCUAGGUGAUAAAGCCCAACAAGUUAAGCUAUUCCUUAAUGUCCUCUCUGUAUUCCAUAGUGCCAUCCAUGGACAUAGGUUGUUUCAUACUGGCCUUUGGUUUUGUUCUGCAGUUGCUAUGUGGGAGUUGUUUAUUUUUGGUCAAACUGGCAACAGUUUGUUGUACUCCACUAAAUGCAAAGUUGGCAGUACAUAUUGAGACUACUCCCAGAAAAUCACUCUAAUUAUUUUUUAAGAGAAUGACUGUUAAAUGAAUUAAUUCCACUUUUGGCAAAGGUUUCAGUUAAACGAUGGCUGAAAUAGUAAGCUUUAGUCACUGACAAGAUUCUACCAGAAAAAUAAAGAUGAAGAGCAUCUUCUUAAUCAUGUUUGUUUUAUAUUUAAGUUGGUAUACAUCUGAAUG
Molecule: messenger RNA, 2445 nt
Organism: Gymnogyps californianus (California condor)
Lineage: Eukaryota; Metazoa; Chordata; Aves; Accipitriformes; Cathartidae
Gene: PYROXD1
Product: pyridine nucleotide-disulphide oxidoreductase domain 1
Exons: 13
Coding region: 161-1573 (470 amino acids)
Molecular function (GO): flavin adenine dinucleotide binding; oxidoreductase activity
Source: RefSeq, a predicted model, not a curated record